Daphnia carinata is the source of this 1416-nucleotide messenger RNA. It is a transcript of the gene Ttc19, whose product is annotated as tetratricopeptide repeat protein 19 homolog, mitochondrial-like. The record is from RefSeq and is a predicted model, not a curated record. The transcript is spliced from 2 exons. Lineage: Eukaryota; Metazoa; Arthropoda; Branchiopoda; Diplostraca; Daphniidae. Gene Ontology annotation, biological process: mitochondrial respiratory chain complex III assembly. Gene Ontology annotation, molecular function: protein binding. The coding region runs from base 69 to 1229 and encodes 386 amino acids. Gene Ontology annotation, cellular component: mitochondrial inner membrane.
AUUCUUACCGUGAUGGACAGUUCCCUUGCAAGUGUUCUAUAUUACAGACGCUCUUAAUUUUAGUAAAAAUGUUUCUGCAGCAAAAACAUUCGUGGUGCAGUUUAGCUCGCAUGAUGACUCAAUAUUCAAAAAUGUCAGUAAAACAGCUAUCGAUACAAGCGACUACAUCUGGAAUCCCAAUUAAAAAUCAUUGCCUUUCAACAAUCUCUACAUUACAUAAGCCUUUCACAGGUUUGCAAAAUGGCACUUCGACAAACAAGGAAUAUGAAGGGAAUAGCCAGUCCACUAUAUCUAAGUGUUUUGGUUUUGCGGGAUUGAUGAGUAUUUUGGGUGCCAAAGUUAAUGAUGAAAAUAAGGAGCAACUUGGUGAAGAAAAAAUUAUUCACAUGAUCAAAUUGGCAAAGCUUUCCCAAGAGAGGAAAGAAUUCAAGAAAUCAGAGCAAUUGCUUCAUUUAGCGUUGCGAGCAGCAUAUGAAAUCCAACACCAUGCUGCCCAAAAAUACAUUAUUGAUGAUAUGGCUAAUAAUGCUUACGAGGCUGGGGACUUCAAAAAAGCAGAAAAGCUGUUUGUUGAUUUGAUUAAACAGCUUCUGACUAGUGGAGUGGCUCAAAGUGACAAUUCCAUUAUUCACAUUAGUGCAAAACUUGCAAAUUUGUAUGCUAUGUUUCAUGAAGAAGUUAAGGCUCAUGAAGGAUUCAACUUUUGCAUUCAUCAUCUGGAAGCAAAGAUAAAAAAAGGUGAAGAUGAUUUUGACACCCUUGCUCUUUAUUCAUUAAUCCUCUCCUGGUUUGGCGAUUACGUCCAUGGAAGAGGAGAUUUUACACAAUCCUUGGCUUUAUUUAAGCAAUCACAUGAGAUUUCAGUUAAAAUUAAUGGCAAACACCACCCCCACAGCCUGCUUCAGCUCAAUAAUAUGGCUGCUGCCUACACAUUGAUGAACCUACUUGAAGAUGCCGUAGAUUGUCUAAAUACAGCUCUAGUCCUCGCUCAAGAGGUGCAGUUGGAUGACGGUAUGAAGGACCUUCCAUAUUAUUUUAUUAACUUAGCAAAUGUGUACCUGACUCAAGUGGAAAAGUCUGCGGCGGAUGCCAAAGAAUUGUUAAAAAUGGCUGAAAAUUCCUGCAGAGAAGCUCUGAAGUGUGCUAAAGUUGUGGAUAAUAGAGAUGCUUUGAUACAAGCUAGGAAAUGUAUGAAACAAAUUAAUUCGUAUCAAUCAAUAUCAAAUUAAAUCUCUCACUGAAAACGUGUAUCAACUGACUUAAAUUUUAAAAUGUCAAACUAUGAAUGCAUAGUGGCGGAAUAGGGUCUGCAUAACGUAAUGAGCGUCCCGGUACGGCUUCCCGAGGCGGUAAACUACAGAAAUAAUAGUACCGCAUGAUAACUUUGUGAUAGAACAAUAAACUCAUAAAUUUUCA